GACCCUGCAGUCAAAUUACAGCUCUGGACUAACUCAAGUGCUCAUGCCAGGCAUGCUGCUAGACUAUCUAGGCUAACGUGCAGAUAAAGUGGGGUAGAAGAUUUAGAGCUCGCUUCCAAUGAUCAUGAAGCUAUUUUCAUGACCUCACCACAUCCGCUAAGAUCGGACACACCACUUCGCUGUGCGUGUUACAGCUUCGAAAGGUCUCAAAUAAUGUUCGAGGGGUGCCUGUUGAAUCUUCGUGACUCCAUUUAACCUAUUCUUCUAUACUGAACCGCAACAUUACCAAACAUGUUGCCGUCUAGGGCUUCCCUGCGCCAAGCGCCGCGAGCAUGCCGAUCGCUCAGACAUGGACCGGCAGUUCGACACCAGUCUGUCAGAUAUGCCAGCUCAGGACCGGAGGGUCGUCAACCGCUUGGUGGCCCCAAAGGCAGCGCCGGCAAGUUCUUGGGAGGAGCUGCCGUUGCCUUUGUCGGAGCAGGUCUGAUCAUGACCCUUUGGCCCGCAUAUGUGGCCGAGCCCGCGAAACCCGCUCAAGCUACUAUCAACUACGAAAAGGUCCGCCCAAGGCCGCAAACAACCGAGGACAAUAGGGAUAUAAUCAGUAGUCAACACUUACAGGUAAAGAAGAGCUGGGAGAGCCCUGGCCUGUAUGCUUGGGGAGCCAAUACAGGCCGCGUCGCCGCUCCCGACUCGACCGAGAAGGUCAUCAAGACCCCCAGGCGCAUUACCUAUUUCGAUGGCCAGCUACUCCGCGACGUCAAGCUGGAUGCCCAGUUUGGUGCUGCAAUCACAGAGAAGGGCGACUUGGUACAAUGGGGCACAGCCUUCUCCGAGCAAGACCCGAAGCCAGCGACCACACUGAAAGGGAAAGACCUGGCCAAGCUGGCUAUCUCGAGGGAUCGCAUCCUGGCUCUCAGUAAGAGCGGCACCGUUUAUACACUGCCAGUCGCCAGUGCCGACCAGUCUUCCGGUUCCAAGGAGCAACCCUCCUCGUGGUUUGGGCUUUGGUCCAGUCCUUCAUCCGCAUCGUAUCGCAAACUCGACAUCCCCAAUCUGGCCUGGGGCGAGAACGUGACCGACAUAUCAUCCGGUCUUGACCACGCCCUUGUUCUUACUAGCAAGGGACGCGUCUUUUCUUCUGCUUCAAGCAAUACCGAGUUUCCCACCAAGGGUCAACUUGGUAUUCCCGGCCUUACCUGGGCAACAAAGCCUCCAGGCCCUUACGACCAGCCCCACGAGAUCCCGCAACUGAAAGGUUUCCAGAUUGCCAAGAUCGCCGCGGGCGACUACCACUCUCUUGCACUCGACAAGGAUGGAAAAGUUUUUGUGUUUGGCGACAACAGUUCUGGUCAAUUGGGGUUUGAAGCCGAAAAGGAGAUCCCAUUUGUUGAUGGACCUAUUCCCUUGCCAUUUACCACCAUAUACAAAGGUACACAGCAACUACCUCAGGUCACAUCUAUCGCUGCUGGAGGUGCAAACUCGUUCUUCACAGUAGACGCCACUCGUGUAGCCGGCCAGCCAGGUAGUCAACGUGAGAAGAUGGAAGUCGCACCUGCCAGGAAUCUAGGUCAAGUCACCGCAGAUACCUGGGCUUGCGGCUCUGGUAUUUUUGGCAGUCUGGGCAAUGGCAGAUGGACACAUAUCUCACUUGGCCCAACGAAGAUCAAGCCCUUGUCGGGACUCUUCGAAUGGGAUGAGAAGAACAACGCCGUUAUCCCCAUCCGCCUCGCACGACUCAGUGUUGGGUCUACACAUGCCGCCGCCGUCAUGGACAACGUUACGUCAGUCGGCACUCACUCGGCCACUGCGGCCACUGACAACGACACGAACUGGGGCGCCGACAUCGUUUGGUGGGGUGGCAACGAGCACUACCAGCUAGGCACGGGCAAGCGAAACAAUGUCAACACACCAACCUAUAUCGGACCACUAGAUGGUGGAGCUGGAGACGCCGAAAAGGGCCGAAAGGGCGAGCAGCACAGAUUCCAGAUCACACCAAGAACCACCACAAGGAUUGGCGAGGGAGGCAAGGGCAGGAAAGUGAGUGUCGAGCAAAGGGUCGAAUGUGGUCGUUUCGUCACAGCUGUCUACUCUGGCACGUGAAAGGGAGAAGUAGCGGAGAUAAUGUAAAACCCAGGAGGAAGCCCCCGAAAAGCAAGGUGAUGCGACUUGAGAACUCAGAUGGGAGUUGAGCGCGACUAACUUGGACCGCCAAGGAUGGGCGAAGAUGCAUUGAGAAGGGGUGUACAUACCCAGAUUGUAUUAUAAGAUACCAAGGUACUGAGACGCAGGGCUCGGCGUUGAUCGACUGAAGUAUUUCGGUCAUGAUUCAUUGUAUAUCUAGCUGUAAUUAACCCCUCCACGCUCAGCAAAUUUAAACCUGCAUAUAGACAGUUUCUAUCAUCAGACUCCGAUAUUUGGUGCUUUA
Molecule: messenger RNA, 2428 nt
Organism: Truncatella angustata
Lineage: Eukaryota; Fungi; Ascomycota; Sordariomycetes; Amphisphaeriales; Sporocadaceae
Product: regulator of chromosome condensation 1/beta-lactamase-inhibitor protein II
Exons: 1
Coding region: 292-2103 (603 amino acids)
Biological process (GO): mitochondrial respiratory chain complex III assembly
Cellular component (GO): mitochondrial inner membrane
Source: RefSeq, a predicted model, not a curated record